AUGACAAAACCGAUUGAACAUUAUGAUGCUGUGAAAGUUGUUCCACUUGAAACAGCUGUUGAACCGUUGGUUUCGUUGGUUCCCGAUAUUAAGGAAAUGGUUUUCAAAGCGAAACAGAAGUGUGAUCAACCAAAAGAUGGUUUGACAAUAGAUGAAUCUGCUUCAAUUAUGCUCUAUUCAUUGGAAUGGGAACCAAGAGAAAAAUCAUUAUAUGUUAUGUUGAAUAGCACUCUACGCGCUGAAGAUCGAGAAAAAAUAAAACCAUGGGAACUUUAUAUAAAACUUUUUGUUUCUUCACUUGAGAAAUUGCCAUCAAUUUCUCGAACUAUUUAUCGAGGAGUAAAAAUGGAUUUGAGUGCUCAAUAUCCACAAGGAAAAACAUUUGUUUGGUAUGCAUUCUCAUCAUGUACUAAUUCAGUACAAGUACUACAAUCCGAACAAUUUCUUGGAAAGACAGGAACGAGAACUCUCUUCAAUAUUGAUUGUGAAUCCGGCAAAAAUAUUCAAAAUCAUUCAUUCUUUCCAAAUGAAGAUGAAAUCCUAUUGAUUGCUGCUCGAAAACUUCAAGUGGUCUCAUGUCUUGAUUCUGGCAAUGGUCUUACCAUUAUUCAACUCAAAGAAGUUGGAGCAGACGAUCCUCUUCUAGGAUCUGCGCGUACAGACAGUACAUCUUCUGAAGCGAGCACUGCAUCAAAACCAAGUCAUGAAGAAGAUUCAGCAACUCCGGAUCUGAUCUCCCUUAAUCCUCAAAAUCUAAUUCCGCUCAAGGACCCAAAGCUUUCGAAUUUAUCUGGUUUUCUAUUUUAA
Molecule: messenger RNA, 807 nt
Organism: Rotaria sp. Silwood1
Lineage: Eukaryota; Metazoa; Rotifera; Eurotatoria; Philodinida; Philodinidae
Source: the annotation of a GenBank genome assembly